UUCAUACUAGACUGCAGCGUAGUAGCUUGGUCUGAGAAAACAUGGCGCAAAACACGGCAAUCCAUGGUCGUGUUAACUCCCUGAAUUUGGAAGCUGGAAGGGUUUCUUUCGCCCCAAGCAAUCACCAUGGCUCGUCUAGGGAGAACUGGCAGAGAACGCUGCAUUUGGCGUUUCAGUGCAUCGGAGUGAUAUACGGCGACAUCGGGACUUCCCCGUUGUACGUGUACGCCAGCACGUUCACAAAGAUCGACAACAAAAACGACAUCCUCGGAGUUCUGUCCCUCAUCAUCUACACCAUCAUCCUCGUACCUAUGCUCAAGUACGUCUUCAUCGUCUUGUGGGCAAAUGACAACGGCGACGGUGGAACGUUUGCGCUGUAUUCUGUGAUGUGUCGGCACACUGGGGUGAGCCUGCGGCCGAACGAGGAGGCGGAGGAUAGAGAGCUGUCAAACUAUCGGCUGGAGACGCCUUCGAAUGAGCUGAGACGGGCGCAGAUGAUAAAGCAGAAACUGGAGUCGAGUAUGGUUGCCAAAACUGUGUUGUUCCUAGUCACCAUCCUUGGAACUUCCAUGGUUAUCGGUGAUGGAGUUCUCACUCCUUGCAUCUCAGUUCUUUCGGCAGUGAGCGGGAUCAAAGCCUUGGGUGAAGAGACUGUGAUGUGGGUUUCGAUUGCGAUAUUGGUGCUGCUAUUUAGUGUGCAGCGAUUUGGGACAGACAAAGUGGGAUAUGCGUUUGCACCGGGGUUGUGUGUGUGGUUUUCCUUCAUAAUUGGGACCGGUCUGUACAACGUUUUCAAGCACGACAUCACCGUCCUGCGUGCUUUCAAUCCCAAGUACAUAGUUGAUUAUUUCCGCAAAAAUGGUAAAGAAGCGUGGGUUUCACUUGGCGGAGCUAUUUUGUGCAUCACUGGGUCGGAAGCCAUGUUUGCUGAUUUGGGCCACUUUAAUGUUCGAGCUAUUCAGAUUAGUUUCUCGGGAGUUGUUUUUCCUGCCAUUCUAACAGCAUAUUGUGGCCAAGCUGCAUACCUCACCAAGCAUCCUGACCAAGUCGCCAAUUCGUUUUAUGCCUCAAUCCCUGAUCCGCUGUAUUGGCCGAUGUUUGUUGUUGCUGUCGCGGCUGCCAUUAUAGCCAGUCAAGCUCUAAUAUCUGGAGCAUUUGCCAUCAUCUCUCAAUCUUUAAGCUUAGGAUGUUUUCCAAGAGUGAAGGUGAUUCACACUUCUGCUAAGUAUGAAGGUCAAGUCUACAUCCCAGAGGUGAAUUGGAUCCUCAUGAUCUUAUGCGUCGUCGUCACUUACUGCUUCAAAAAUACAAUACAGAUAGGAAAUGCUUAUGGGAUUGCUGUGAUGAAUGUGCAGGUGAUCACCACUUGUAUGGUGACUCUGAUAAUGUUAGUAAUAUGGAAGACAAACAUAUGGUUGGUGGCAUUGUUCUUCUUGGUGUUCAUAGCCAUUGAUGGCCUAUAUCUUUCGGCGGCUUUGUACAAAUUCAUGCAAGGCGGGUACCUGCCGCUGUUAUUAUCCUUGGUUCUGAUGAUCGUGAUGGGGAUAUGGCACUACGUGUACAAAGAACGCUACGCGUUCGAGCUUAAAAACAAGAUUUCAAGCGAGUACGUGAGGGAUUUAGCCAAGAAUCCCGACGUGAAAAGAGUGCCAGGAAUCAUGCUUCUUUACUCCGAGCUUGUCCAGGGAAUUCCGCCAAUUUUCCCCCAUUUCGUCUCCAAUAUCCAGUCGCUCCAUUCCGUGGUGGUUUUGGUUUCAAUAAAGAAUCUUCCGAUUAGUAAAGUGGUCCCGGAGGAACGGUUUCUGUUCAGACAGUUUGAGCCCAGGGAGUACCGUGUUUUCCGUUGUGUGGUCCGUUACGGCUACAACGACAAAAUCGGAGAGCACAAGGAGUUCGAGGGGCAGUUAGUGAGUCACCUCAUGGAAUUUAUCCGGCACGAGCAUUUCGUCGCUCCCGAACAACCUUCGCCGCAUAUGAAAUCGGCCUCGUUCGACGAAACUCUACAAAACGUGUCGGGCCGGUUAUCCUCGACCUCAAUUCUGUCAAUAAACGCGGCCGGUGCGGGUUGGGAAGAAGAAGUGCAGUUUGUGCAGCACGCGAUGGAGCAAGGCGGCGUGUUCUACCUGCUGGGAGAAGCGGCGGUGGAGGCGAAACAGGACUCGUGGUUUUUCAAGAAGCUUGUGGUUAAUUAUGUCUACAGUUUCCUGCGCAAGAAUUUCAGGCAGGAAGAGAAAGUUUUUGCGAUUCCUCAGAAUCGGCUUUUGAGAGUCGGCAUGACUUACGAAAUAUGAUAAUGUUGUGUUGUCGAUGAAGUUGUUUGGUCCUCGGCUCUCUAAGAGACUUUGUUUUGUGCUUCUGUUAUAGAAACUCUGUUUUCUUAUAUUAGUUGAGUAUAAUUUGCCUGGCACUAAUGAAUUUUCAUUGAAACUUUCUGACAUUUGGUUUAAGAUGCAUUCCAUUAGAAGUUACAACU
This is a messenger RNA of Ipomoea triloba (trilobed morning glory), 2473 nucleotides long. RefSeq names its product potassium transporter 5-like. Gene Ontology annotation, cellular component: membrane. NCBI's taxonomy places the organism in Eukaryota, Viridiplantae, Streptophyta, Magnoliopsida, Solanales, Convolvulaceae. The transcript has 8 exons. The coding region runs from base 42 to 2291 and encodes 749 amino acids. Gene Ontology annotation, molecular function: potassium ion transmembrane transporter activity. The record is from RefSeq and is a predicted model, not a curated record. Gene Ontology annotation, biological process: potassium ion transmembrane transport.